AUGACAGACAACCUGGCAACGCCGUCGACGCUACCCGCGCCUUCCUCUCUGACUGUCUAUCCUUUCGACAAGCCAUCCUCGAAGGACGCGACUCUAAAGGUCAAGCCCAAGAAGGAAGAAGAUUCCAUCCAGUGCAUCUGCGACUUCUCCGGCGAUGACGGAAACACAAUCUUCUGUGAAGAGUGCAAAACAUGGCAGCACAUCGCGUGCUACUACCCAGGUCGCGAGACCGAAGCACUGGAAGAGGAGUUCCGUCACUCGUGUGCAGAUUGCGAGCCCCGAGAACUGGACAAGAGAAAAGCCGUGGAGCGGAUGAUGCAAGUCAAGCUGGGCAUUCAACCCCUCGACUGCGAAAUUCAUGACAAAAAGGCCAAGAAACCUCCGUCCAAAUCUCACAAGAAGAAGAUCAAACCCAACGAUCUGCACCUGAAUGGUCACCUGGGGACGGAUGGCCACAAGCACGGUAGUCCACCUGACCACCCGCCUACGAAGAAAGCAAAGACCUCCCACAAGUCUAGUCAUUCUGUCAGUGCAGCACCAGCAUCCAGGCGCAGUCCUUCACACUCCGCACCGAAAGCCAACCAUCACGGCCAUCCUUUAAGCCCCGCGACAACACCUCCGGAUGUUCUUGCGGACUUCGAAUUCUCGGCCUACACCCCUCGUUUUCUUUCUCUCUACGAUGAUCCCGUCGAGAUUGUUGAUACCAAUACCAUAGCUACUCUCAAGACCACAGAUCGCAUGUCACUAUGGUCGAGGCCAGAGGGUGCUGCUAUGUUUCGGCAAGAUACGAGAGCAGAGUUCGACGAGGUCGUCCAGAGGAAAACUCCUUCCCCACUCCAGCCUCCCCUGCGCGUAGAAAGGAGAGAGCUGCACGUGUCCAAAGAUAUCGUCCUGUCCAUGCCGCACCUCGUCACGUCGUCGCCUGUUGACCAGCAAGUUCCGAUGAUAGAAUUGAACGGUCUCGUGGGCCUGCAAAAAGACUACUGCGAUGACUCGAACAACCGUUACAAGGAACUAAGCGCACCCCUACCUUUUGUCUUUUUCCCAUCACACAUUCCUCUGUACAUCGACACCAGGAGAGAAGGGUCCAAUGCCCGCUAUGUCCGCCGAUCUUGCCGGCCGAACGCCCGGCUGCUCACAUACUUGUCCGACGACUCCGACUGGCAUUUUUGGCUGGUGAGCGAGCGGCCCAUUGAUGCGAAUGAAGAAGUCACUGUUGGUUGGGACAUAUCCCUUCUACCACCUUAUCGGGCACGCCUAGAGCGCCUCCUCAAUCAUAGCGGCGAAGAGGCAAACGAGCACUCUGCCACGGAUGUGGUCGCGGACAUGGAGCAGUCGGAGUAUGAUGCCCUCUCCCACUCUAUCACCUCCGUCACAAUGGAGUACGGAGGAUGUGCCUGCGAUCUUGGCAGUCAUUGUGCUUUUGCCCGCUUCGACCGCCCAUACCACGACAAGUCGCAGCACAGACCGAACGCACCAAAGCGGAAGCGAGCCAAGUCGAAGGCGCACACUAUCUCUCCGACCAGCACCAGCCAAGCGACCAACAGCCGGGCAGCCAGCGAGAACCACCUCGAUGAAAUGCCCGAUCAUGACCACCAUUCCUCCGCAGAGUCCUCGCGAAGCAAGCCUCCAAGCCGGGACAGAACUCCAGCACGACUGGGAUCGUUCGAUACACUUGGAAUACUGACAGAACCGACAAACCGCGACAAGAGAAAGGUUCAAAUAGCCGAGAACUUGUUCCAGAAGUCAGCGCAAGAGGAGCAACUGCCGCGAAAGAAGAAGAAGAGCGUCGAUGCGCCAGCAGCGCUUUCGAAUGCAUCAAGAUCCAAGAACCGCAGCAGUACCAGUCACGCGUCCGAAAGGAUCAAUGGAACAGAUACAGGAACCUCUGGCAGCAAGGUGGUCUCACCCGUGAGUAUCGCAUCGCGUGCUUUGGCGGACACGACUCCAAAUGUCUUGAUGCGCCACCCUUCUGCUGCGUCGGUCUCGCCGCGUCGCAGCCCGUCGUCCACGUUGAGUUCCUACUGCGAUGCCGCCGUGCAAACAGAAGCCGUGGCCGUCAAAUACCCGUUCCAGCAGCCGGCCCAGCCUCGUCCACCGCGGAGGAGAAUCAUCUCUCUCACAACGAGGUUAAUGCUCCAAAAGCAGAGAGUCACAUCCUCGCCACCAGAGCCAAGUAGUGCGAUGGAUCUGGACACGCUAGUGACGACAAAAAGUCCUCAGGGCUCACCAACGAGUGUGCUCAAGCAGACUUCCCUGUCAUCACCUACCUCGACUGGAGACGACGCCCCUAUGCCAGACGCAGACUCAAUCACCAUUGCCGACGACACGGGUCUAUCGCAAACCAACGGCGCCGAUACAACAGUCCCUAUCAAGGUUAAGUCGCCCGAGUUGCGCGUCCAGAUGCCACCUGUCCCGAUCUUUACAAGCCCUCCAUCCGCUGCGGCAAUCUCCACGCCUGUCUCUUCUCAUGGCUCAAUGGUGCACUCGCCAUUCUCUGCCACGAACCUCGCAAACCCCUUCGCACCUCCAGCAGUCAAUGGGGUUGCUGCCCACCCAAGCCCCAUCAAAAAGAAAAUGAGCUUGAGCGAAUACAAGAACAAGGCGAACAAGGCGGCUGCG
Messenger RNA from Cryphonectria parasitica EP155, 2622 nucleotides. RefSeq lists its product as uncharacterized. The transcript has a single exon. Gene Ontology annotation, molecular function: protein binding. The record is from RefSeq and is a predicted model, not a curated record. The annotation marks the transcript as partial. Lineage: Eukaryota; Fungi; Ascomycota; Sordariomycetes; Diaporthales; Cryphonectriaceae.